Candidula unifasciata is the source of this 894-nucleotide messenger RNA. The record is from the annotation of a GenBank genome assembly. NCBI's taxonomy places the organism in Eukaryota, Metazoa, Mollusca, Gastropoda, Stylommatophora, Geomitridae.
AUGAGCAGCGACAUUCCUCCCUGGAAUCCUGUACAGUUCAUCAUCAUCUGUACAUACACUUGUUUUCUCUCAUUUUUUCACACUCCUAGUGGAGGGCUUCAAAUAGUUGCUGUUUAUGUGUCAGUGAUUGUGUUGGCCAUCCCUGCUACUUUUGUUCAGCUCAAGUUAGGUGGUUAUCUACAGAAAGGCGUUGUUGGAGCAUACUCCAUCUUUUUCCCUAUUUGGAAAGGUGUCGGGAUUUCAGCUCUGUUUGAUUUACUGCUGCUUGUGGCAACAUAUGCCCCACUGGUCGCACAUCUAGGAACAUAUGCCUUCAUAGCUAUAUCCAGUGAAGACUACACUUGGGGAUCCUGUGAUCUAGUUAAGCACAUCAGUCAUGAAAAUGAAGUUUGUGUUUCAGAGAAAGAAAAUGGUGUACCUGGUGACAUUAGCAGAGUGGCACACAGACCAGAGGAGUUGUUUUAUAAACACGAGUUUCUUCAGUUGUCCCCAGCGGUCGAUGUCAUUGAUGGCUUCCCACAGUGGCGGUUUACAGACCUAGCAAGAAAGGCAGAGAUUUCUUUGAUGCCUGUCACAUUAGCCAUUGUCUGGGUUCUGGUGUCAUUGUUUGUAGGCUUUGGACCUAGGAUUUGUGGAUGGAUCCUGUUCCUGCUCGGUCCGGCAGCUGUGUUAUCUCUGCUCACAGUUUUGGGUUAUGGCUUUCAUCACCUGGAUAAAACUCACUCACUUGAGUACCUCAAGCAGCUGUACAUGUUUAAAGACAGUGACGAAGAUACCUUUCAAACAUGGUUGAAAGGCUUUCACUUGCUGAUGUAUACCUUUCCUAUGUGGACGGCCAUAUGUUGCACUAUGGGCAAGUUUUGUGGCAGGAGUCGAAAAAUUCGCAAUUUGUAA